GUAUUUUCAAUUUUCCAUCCAUAAAAAAUCUAAAAAAGAACCUUUGAGAAAGUUUGAGAACGUUCCAGAUUCUCACCCCACUAUUAACUGAGCGUCCGUCUUCACCACCCCUGAUCAUCUUCUCCACCAAUCGCAAACGAAUCCAAGCUUUCUCUCUCUACAUCUAUCCGACUCUCUCUCUAGAUCUCCAACGAUGCCGAGCAGAAACCCAGGAGUGAUAACCCAGGACUGGGAGCCGGUGGUCAUCCACAAGUCCAGGCCCAAGGGUCAAGACCUCCGCGACCCGAAGGCUGUGAACCAGGCGCUCCGGUCCGGCGCGCCGAUCCAGACCAUAAAGAAAUUCGACGCGGGCUCCAACAAGAAGGCAGCGCCGGUCGUCAGCGUGAAGAAGCUCGAGGAAGGGACCGAGCCGGCGGCGCUGGACCGGGUCUCGACCGAUGUGAGGCAGGCCAUACAGAAGGCGCGUCUGGCGAAGAAGUUGAGCCAGGCCGACCUGGCCAAGCGGAUCAACGAGCGGCCUCAGGUGGUUCAGGAGUACGAGAAUGGCAAGGCGGUACCGAAUCAGGCCGUGCUCUCCAAGAUGGAGAGGAUUCUGGAAGUGAAGCUCAGGGGCAAAGUUGGCAAAUAAAAAUAGUACUGUGAAAAGCUAAAAACGCUGACAUCGACGUCGUUUUAGUGUUUUUGUUAUGAACAUAAUGGUUGGUGUAAUGGUUUCUGUCAGUUGUCUGUGUGUGUUGUGAAUCGAGAGAGAGGAUGUACAAAGAUGAAAGGGAUGUAUAGGCUAAAUAAAUUGCCAAUUGAUUUCAUGAGAUCAAUGGAGUUUGAUGUUGUCGUUGGCGUGAUA
Prunus persica (peach) is the source of this 844-nucleotide messenger RNA. RefSeq names its product multiprotein-bridging factor 1c. Lineage: Eukaryota; Viridiplantae; Streptophyta; Magnoliopsida; Rosales; Rosaceae. Gene Ontology annotation, molecular function: DNA binding. The transcript has a single exon. The coding region runs from base 194 to 628 and encodes 144 amino acids. Gene Ontology annotation, cellular component: nucleus. The record is from RefSeq and is a predicted model, not a curated record.